AUAGCCUGCUUUGGCCAUUUAACAACCAAAUGUUUGUUUUGAUCGUAGUUUUGAAUCGCGAUAGAUUGCUCCCAAAUAUCUAUUAUGAACUAACAUAGUACAAUGAGAGUUUACAGCUCCAGCAACGGGAACGAAAGUACAAACUGAUCGUCCGUUUAUUUUGCCGUUUGCGAUUGCCAGUGCAGCCAGUUGAUAAAUUUAUAGGAAAGGACGGGCGCGCAACACCUGCGUAUUACCAGCGCGAUGACUCUCGACGCAAACGAUAAGCUAUUAGAAGCAGUCCUGCAAGAGUACAAAAUUUUAGCGGAAUAUGAACGACUGCAGAGUGAAGAUCUUGGUGGUAUUUACGUAACUCCAUCGUACGAAAAUCCCUUCCUUUGGUUUGGCGUAAUUUUUGUACGAGGUGGAAUGUACAAAGACGGCGUGUUUCGUUUCACAAUAUCCCUUCCCAACCGAUUUCCCAAUGAUAGUACAGUCCCGGUGGUAGCUUUCCAAAGUGAUGUGUUCCAUCCAAUGGUCAAUCCCAGCGAUGGAGUGCUCAACCUAUCGGACACAUUUCCCAACUGGCAAUCAGGGGACAGUCAUAUAUGGCAAAUGCUGAAGUUUGUACAGUUUAUCUUACAAAAUUUGGACGAUCACACGAUACCGUCGGAGCACGUGGUCAACAACGAGGCAUACCAAUUGCUGAUGGAGAAUCGCGCCGAAUUUCUGCUGCGUGUAGAGCAAUGCGUAGAGGAAAGCCAACGGAAGCUGUACGACCUGCCAGCACAGCCGGAUCGGUUCUACAUUUGCUUCGAUCGGUUCAACCCCGACGUCCAUGGGCCGGUGCUGCAAUCGAUGAAAGAAGACAAACCAACCGAGGUGACGACUCCUCCUUCCUCUGGUCUGUCUUGGGUACGGAAGGGUUUUUAUCAACCGCUCAGUAAAUAAUCCUAACCCGUCGGCACAACGUCAGCACCGUCGGCAGGUCAGACCGGCGUGCAAAUUCGAGGAAAGCGUAGUUAAAUAAUUUUAUUGUUUUAUUCCAACGUUUAAUACACUCGGCAAGUCACAGAAAAGUUUGGUAAACUACUUACUAAUACUUGUGAAUGCUGCAAUGAACGU
Messenger RNA from Anopheles merus, 1104 nucleotides. Its product is annotated as protein crossbronx homolog. The coding region runs from base 244 to 930 and encodes 228 amino acids. The record is from RefSeq and is a predicted model, not a curated record. The transcript has 4 exons. Lineage: Eukaryota; Metazoa; Arthropoda; Insecta; Diptera; Culicidae.